Rana temporaria (common frog) is the source of this 1217-nucleotide messenger RNA. It is a transcript of the gene THAP11, whose product is annotated as THAP domain containing 11. NCBI's taxonomy places the organism in Eukaryota, Metazoa, Chordata, Amphibia, Anura, Ranidae. The transcript has a single exon. The coding region runs from base 15 to 851 and encodes 278 amino acids. The record is from RefSeq and is a predicted model, not a curated record. Gene Ontology annotation, molecular function: RNA polymerase II cis-regulatory region sequence-specific DNA binding. Gene Ontology annotation, biological process: regulation of transcription by RNA polymerase II. Gene Ontology annotation, cellular component: nucleoplasm.
CUGCAGUUGCAGUGAUGCCUGGCUUCACCUGCUGUGUUCCGGGUUGCUAUAGCAAUUCCCAUCGCGACAAAGGUCUGCACUUUUAUACAUUUCCCAAAGAUCCGGAGCUGCGACACAUGUGGCUGAAGAACGUGUCUCGGGCUGGAGUGACAGGCUGCUUUAAUACUUUUCAGCCCACCAACGGACACCGGGUGUGUAGCCUUCACUUCCACGGUGGGCGCAAGUCGUACAGCAUCAGGGUGCCGACAAUAUUUCCUCUUCGGGGAGUAAACGAGAAGAGACCUCGCAGGGGCAGCCCGGGAGACAAAAGCAACAAGAGACAUCAGCCCAAUUAUUCCACAGCGGUUCUGGUGACGUCACUGCCAGGACAGGAGCAGGAGGUGCUGGAGCUGACAGCUAGCGGUGCUGAGAUGAUGCUAAUAGGCGCAUCACCUGGCAUGGGGGCAGAGAUGAGCGGUGCAGACGUGUCUCCUCCUGUCACAGUCCAUGCGGAAUCAAACCCAGUGAAUCUCACUGUCAAGCUGGAUUCUGAAGGAGCAGACGCUUUUUCUCCAGCUACUUCUCAUCAGCAACUCCAAGUGGUAGUCGUGGGAGAAGAAACUUAUCAUCCCAUGGCCGAAUAUUACCCAUCUCCGCAAUUCGCUGACCAUUCUUAUUCCAUGUCCUCCAGCACCACCACAGAGGAGCUUCUGAGAAAGCUCAAUGAACAGCGGGACAUUAUAGCCCUUAUGGAGGUCAAAAUGAAAGAGAUGAAGUCCAGCAUCAGACAUUUACGAAUCACAGAGGUAAAACUGAGGGAGGAAAUACGACAGAAAGAUAAAGUUUUAAAUGCUGCUAAGAAAAAAUCUUAAGUUGGCCACAUUUUUGUGACAAUCAUCAUCUGCUUAGCACAGACAAUUCUUUUUUAUCGUAUAAUGUACUGGAUGAAUGUGACUGUUUCGAAGACUCGUACAAUCCAAUUGAUUGUAUGGGAGGUGUUGGCAGCAAGGAUUCAAACUUUUCUUAUGGUAUCACAGAAUCUCCCUUUUUUUUUUUUUUUUUUCUCCUUCUUUUUUGUUUUGUUUUUGAAACUUUUUCACAUGUAUAAAGCCGUUUCAAAUAAAAGGUGUUUGUACUUUAGGUUUACUUUUAAUUUAAAGCAAUUCUAUGGCAAGCUGUUAAUGUCAACUUUGGUGUGCUUUGCCAAAAUGUGUAGAAAAUAAAUGUUAAAAAGAAAA